UUGAGGGGGGCGAGGGGCUGGCCUUUUUUGUUCCGCUGGAGAGUCCUGCUUGAACGGUGAGCAGGAGCACAACAGAACGGCAAGAAAUUACAGCGCUGCGGACCAUCGACUAAAUCAGAGCACCGGGAAGGAUCCCGCUGCGCCGCCGAGGAAGAGUGGUUUGAAAUAGGACGGCAUCGCCCUGCAGCUGCGCCGUUACUGGCUAUAGGGUCAACGGGCAGACGAGCAACUGGCAGCUAUCGGCGUUAGCCUUAACUCCUCUGCGGGUCUGGGGGGGUGUCUGGUAGGGGCAGGGGGCGGGGGUACACCGAGAAAGGAGAAGACUGCACGCCGAGAGGAGGGGGCUGGAAGUCUGAGACGCUUCCAGCCUGAAGGGGGCCGGCGGUUUGGCCACAGCACCCCCCGGACUAGCUAGCUUGUACCCGCGCGGCUAAGUGAAUGGGAUGGAGCCGGGACCGUCUGGCGCUGUGCCCAUGGGGGUCUUCCCCCCACCCCUGCAGCAGGUGUUCCAUGCCCCUCGCCGGCCAGGCAUGGGUACUGUGGGCAAGCCCAUCAGGCUGCUGGCCAACUACUUCGAAGUGGAGAUCCCAAAGAUGGAUGUCUAUCACUAUGAGGUGGACAUUAAGCCUGACAAGUGCCCACGACGAGUCAACAGAGAGGUGGUGGAGUACAUGGUGCAGCACUUCAAGCCCCAGCUCUUUGGUGACAGGAAGCCGGUGUACGAUGGCAAGAAGAACAUCUACACAGUGCUAGCACUUCCUAUUGGGAGUGAGAAGGUAGAUUUUGAGGUGACGAUUCCUGGCGAGGGAAAGGAUCGAAUCUUCAAGGUGUCCAUCCGUUGGCUGGCCAAGGUGUCAUGGCGCCUGCUGCAGGAGACUCUAGUCAGUGGCCGACUGCAGGUCCCCCUUGACUCAGUUCAAGCCCUGGAUGUGGCCAUGCGUCACCUGGCCUCUAUGAGGUACACACCAGUGGGCCGAUCAUUUUUCUCCCCACCUGAAGGAUACUACCACCCACUUGGUGGGGGAAGGGAAGUUUGGUUUGGCUUCCACCAAUCAGUGCGUCCCGCCAUGUGGAAGAUGAUGCUUAACAUUGAUGUGUCUGCCACGGCUUUCUACAAAGCCCAGCCUGUAAUUGAGUUCAUGUGUGAGGUUUUGGACAUUCGCAACAUUGAUGAGCAACCCAAAACCCUCACUGACUCACAAAGGGUCCGCUUCACCAAGGAAAUUAAAGGUGGGCUACUGAAAAGUGUGGAAGUACCUUCCGAAGAAAUAAUGAAAGUAAAUGGCCUGAAGGUGGAGGUGACCCAUUGUGGCCAAAUGAAAAGAAAGUAUCGUGUAUGCAAUGUUACCAGACGUCCUGCCAGCCACCAAACGUUUCCCCUUCAGCUUGAAAGCGGGCAGACAGUAGAAUGUACAGUGGCUCAGUACUUCAAGCAGAAGUACAACUUGCAGCUCAAAUACCCCCACCUACCCUGUCUACAGGUGGGGCAGGAGCAGAAACACACCUACCUGCCUCUGGAGGUGUGUAAUAUUGUAGCCGGUCAACGAUGCAUCAAGAAACUGACAGAUAAUCAGACCUCAACUAUGAUUAAAGCCACAGCUCGCUCCGCACCGGACAGGCAAGAAGAGAUCAGCAGACUGAUGAAGAAUGCCAACUUCAACCUGGACCCGUACAUUCAGGAGUUUGGGAUCAAGGUGAAGGAUGACAUGGCCGAGGUGAUGGGCAGAGUAUUGCCAGCCCCUAUUCUGCAGUACGGAGGACGGAACCGUGCCAUAGCUACACCCAACCAGGGAGUGUGGGACAUGAGAGGGAAGCAGUUUUAUAAUGGCAUUGAGAUCAAAGUGUGGGCUAUUGCCUGCUUUGCCCCCCAGAAACAGUGCAGAGAAGAGGUGCUCAAGAACUUCACAGACCAGCUUCGUAAAAUCUCAAAGGAUGCUGGGAUGCCAAUUCAGGGCCAGCCAUGCUUCUGUAAAUAUGCCCAGGGAGCGGACAGCGUGGAGCCCAUGUUCAGACACCUGAAAAACACAUACUCUGGACUUCAGCUCAUCAUCGUCAUCCUGCCAGGAAAAACUCCUGUCUAUGCGGAGGUAAAGCGUGUGGGUGACACCCUCCUCGGCAUGGCCACGCAAUGUGUCCAGGUUAAGAAUGUGGUGAAGACGUCGCCGCAGACUCUGUCCAACCUCUGCCUCAAAAUCAAUGUGAAGCUGGGAGGGAUCAACAAUAUCCUGGUGCCUCACCAACGGUCAGCAGUGUUUCAGCAGCCGGUUAUCUUCCUGGGAGCAGAUGUCACACACCCCCCGGCUGGAGAUGGCAAGAAGCCCUCCAUUACUGCUGUGGUAGGCAGUAUGGAUGCCCAUCCCAGCAGAUACUGUGCCACAGUGCGCGUCCAGAGACCCAGGCAGGAAAUCAUUGAAGAUUUAUCUUACAUGGUGCGCGAACUGCUGAUUCAGUUCUACAAGUCGACCCGCUUCAAGCCCACCAGGAUCAUUUUCUACAGAGACGGUGUUCCUGAGGGACAGUUGCCUCAGAUUCUCCACUACGAGCUGCUGGCCAUCAGAGAUGCGUGCAUAAAGUUGGAAAAGGACUAUCAGCCUGGUAUCACCUACAUCGUGGUGCAGAAACGUCACCACACACGCCUCUUCUGUGCUGAUAAAUCUGAAAGGAUUGGGAAGAGUGGGAACAUUCCUGCAGGGACUACAGUGGACACCAGCAUCACUCAUCCCUUCGAGUUUGACUUCUACCUGUGUAGUCAUGCAGGAAUACAGGGUACCAGCCGGCCGUCUCAUUAUUACGUCUUAUGGGACGACAAUCGCUUCACAGCUGAUGAGUUGCAGAUUCUAACCUACCAGUUGUGCCACACUUACGUGCGCUGUACCCGCUCAGUCUCCAUCCCUGCCCCAGCCUACUAUGCUCGUCUCGUGGCCUUCCGUGCCCGCUACCAUCUGGUAGACAAAGAACAUGACAGUGGAGAGGGCAGCCAUGUGUCCGGUCAGAGUAACGGUCGGGAUCCCCAGGCGUUGGCUAAGGCUGUUCAGAUUCAUCAUGACACUCUGAGGACCAUGUACUUCGCCUGAGCGUCACCAACCAUCGCCGCCAUCGUUCCCUCCCACCUCAUUUCUACCUGAGUGGGCAAACGGCCCACCGGCACCACCUCAUCCCCAUCCCUUACUCCCUACAAUUGCCCACUACACAUACUUCACAGCAAUCAGUCACUCAAAUCCAAGAAACACAAAUCCCCUCUCCUGUAAAACACAGGUAGACUCUGCAGCCUCAUGCACUCAAAAGGUUAUGAAUAUUACUGUUAUUUUUACUUUACCGGGACUAUUGAUCUUUUUAAGUUGAAUUUUUAAAUCAUGGGUAUUAUGUAAUUGUAUUGUAUGCUACCUUCACACUCCUAUGUAUGUAAGUAUGCAAUACGGAUGGGAGAAAAAUAGAAAACUAGGCGAUAAAAAGGAGAAAAGAAAUCCUAAAAACUUUUUUAACUGCCACCACGAUGCUGCCUCUACCCAUCCAAAUGCCGGAUGCCAGUAUUGCAAGCCCCUUGUUAGAUGGGAUCCUCAUUAGAGGUGGUACUGGGCACGCACACUUACAUGUAUCAUUUUAAUGUUAUCAUGAACUACAUUCAUGUUUUUUAAUGUUUUUGAAAACUGUUUUUUUUUAAACAGCCUUGAGGAGUCCGGGGUAUGGUACAUUAGCACUUAGUGUUAGCAUGUAGGUGCCACCAGUCCUGCACAUAAAGAGUUUGUUAGUACAUGCGAGGCUAGCCCUCUGGUCUUUAUAUUAUAGCAGACAAAGAAAGAGCAGGUGUAGCAUAUUGUAGAUCCAGGACAGGAGUCCUGCCACACACUCUGUCCUGGUUGGCCAGUCCCUUAGAGAUUUCGCCUUUAGAGGCAAGUUUAGCGUAACAGUAGAGGGACCAUUUGCAUAGUGUGUAUCUAAUAUACUUGCACCCCAUGCACCUAAACCAGCAUUGUUAACCAGCCAAAAGUGAUGCCACCCUAUGGAAAGGGGGCACUCAAACAGGAAGAUAAUCUUUUAUUUCUCUAUACAUCGCUCUUUUAGAAUUUACGAGGCACUUUUUAAACUUUACUUUUAUUUUAUUUUACUUCAAAAUGGUGAAACUAGCCUUUGGCGAGACUUUACACUCUACAUUUGAACGUUUCACACCCACACUUUCGUAGCUUUCAGAACAAAGGCAAUAGGCAAGGUCAACACUAUUCUGUAGAGUUAAAAGCAGGCAAAUAUAGUCUAUGAUCACUUAAGUGCUGCAAAGCUGAAGUCGCCUUCAGCAACUGACCUUGCUCCGAUCCGUCUGCACAUUCCAACGUGUAUCAGUGGAAAUGGCGCCAAGCGGCGCGCUCCACGCAUCCACCCGUGCUUUUCUUUGCCUAACUGUACCAACCUAUCCUGCGCCUGUCCCGCUUUUACACAGAGCUCUUCCCCUCUGCAGGCAUUUACAACAGAAGCACACACAUGCCUGCGCUCUCAGUCUCCUUCUCAGCAUGCAGAGACAUAGCUGAUCAAAUGCACUUGUUCCCCCCAUUCCCACGUUAAGCCAAACUCAU
Messenger RNA from Maylandia zebra (zebra mbuna), 4565 nucleotides. The record is from RefSeq and is a predicted model, not a curated record. NCBI's taxonomy places the organism in Eukaryota, Metazoa, Chordata, Actinopteri, Cichliformes, Cichlidae.